Heterobasidion irregulare TC 32-1 is the source of this 471-nucleotide messenger RNA. RefSeq lists its product as uncharacterized. Gene Ontology annotation, molecular function: structural constituent of ribosome; RNA binding. The record is from RefSeq and is a predicted model, not a curated record. NCBI's taxonomy places the organism in Eukaryota, Fungi, Basidiomycota, Agaricomycetes, Russulales, Bondarzewiaceae. Bases 1 to 471 code for a protein of 156 amino acids. The transcript is spliced from 4 exons. Gene Ontology annotation, cellular component: small ribosomal subunit; cytosol; ribosome. Gene Ontology annotation, biological process: translation.
AUGUCGCUUGUUCUCCCUGAGGCCCAUCAACAAUUCCAGCACAUUCUCCGUCUGCUCAACACCAAUGUCGACGGUAAACGCAAAAUCAUGUAUGCCCUGACGGAGAUCAAGGGUGUCGGUCGCCGUUACUCCAACUUGGUCUGCAAGAAGGCCGAUGUUGAUCUCAACAAGCGUGCCGGCGAGUUGAACUCCGAUGAGCUCGAGCGGCUCGUGACCAUCAUCCAAAACCCCACGCAGUUCAAGAUCCCAACAUGGUUCCUGAACAGGCAGCGGGAUAUCGUCGACGGCAAGAACUCGCAGGUCCUGUCCAACGGUGUUGACUCGAAGCUCCGUGACGAUCUCGAGCGGUUGAAGAAGAUCCGGGCGCAUCGUGGUCUGCGGCACUCGUGGGGCCUCCGCGUCAGGGGUCAGCACACGAAGACCACCGGCCGUCGCGGGAAGACCGUCGGUGUGUCGAAAAAGCGCGGUUAA